AUGAACAAUACAUGUUGUAAUACAUCCGAAGAUAUUAGGCCAUAUGUAGAUCCUGUUGCUAUUACUGAAGAGGAGGACAGCGUAUAUAAGAAUAUGAGUAUUUAUAGAUAUGAAAAGGUUUACAUGAGUUACCUACACUUGUAUUUUUCUGUACUUGAUUUUAAGGAGACCAUGUUUAUAUCUGUUAAUGACGAAAACGACCAGUUGACCGAUUUGCAGGCAUCUUACCCACUCAAAUAUAUGGAUGCAGACAAUACAGUUUGUCUCGUGGGGGAGCCUCACUCGUAUGGAAAUGACGUGGCAAGAAUGUUAGGAAUGAAAUUCAAAAUCCCUUUCUAUGUUAGUGUAAGUGUUGACGAAAGUGACGAAAAUUUGACGAAUUUUAUUUUUUCCACAUGUCUGGAAAUAUUGACUCCGUUAUUUAACUCUAGGUAA
Plasmodium gonderi is the source of this 435-nucleotide messenger RNA. RefSeq lists its product as hypothetical. Lineage: Eukaryota; Apicomplexa; Aconoidasida; Haemosporida; Plasmodiidae. The transcript is spliced from 3 exons. Gene Ontology annotation, biological process: proteasome assembly. Bases 1 to 435 code for a protein of 144 amino acids. The record is from RefSeq and is a predicted model, not a curated record.